Strongylocentrotus purpuratus (purple sea urchin) is the source of this 2772-nucleotide messenger RNA. It is a transcript of the gene csk, whose product is annotated as tyrosine-protein kinase CSK. NCBI's taxonomy places the organism in Eukaryota, Metazoa, Echinodermata, Echinoidea, Camarodonta, Strongylocentrotidae. Gene Ontology annotation, molecular function: protein binding; protein tyrosine kinase activity; ATP binding. Gene Ontology annotation, biological process: protein phosphorylation. The record is from RefSeq and is a predicted model, not a curated record. The transcript is spliced from 13 exons. The coding region runs from base 527 to 1879 and encodes 450 amino acids.
CUAACCGAUACCCGCGAUUGCAGUGAACGAUCAACAUCUUGGGCUGAUGAUAUUUCCGGCUUCCCAGUAGUCAGUUCAAUCAAAAUCCACCUUUUAGAACUCAUACUAAAGGUUGGUUCGAUGAUCACAAGCUGUGCCUGGAAGCCCGAAAGUUGAGUGCGUUCUAGGUGCAUUGCAGGGAAACAGAGGAGGGUGCUUCAUAGGACACAGAGACAGGGAGCAAGAUUAUAGAGAGAGAGGGAGAGGAAGAUUUAAGGAACGAGAGAUAGGAGAGACAGGAUAGAGGGAAAGGAAGACAAGGAAGGAGAGAUAGGAGAGAGGGAAAGAAAGAUAAGGAGACGGGGAAAGGAAGAUAAGGAACGAGAGAUAGGAGAGGGAAACAAAGACAAGGAAGGAGAGAUAAGGAGAGAGGAAGAAGGGAGAGGAGGAGUGAGCUGGGCUCAUGAGUGACGGAGGAGAGUGACAGAAGAGGCAUCCAUCUGGAGUUUGAUGCGGUGACAGCCAUCGCAGACGUGCAGCAGGCAGCAUGUCAAAUUCACAUACAAAUAGUACAGGUAUGUCCUGGUUGCCAGGGACAGAGUGUCUGGCUAGGUUUGAAUUCAAAGGAACAACAGCAGAUGACCUUUCCUUCAGGAAGGGAGAGGUCAUAACUAUUAUCAAAGCAACAAAGGAUCCUAACUGGUACAAGGCAAAGAAUGAACAAGGUUCGGAAGGGAUGAUACCAGCCAACUAUGUCAAGAAACGAGAAGGAGUCAAACUACAAACUAUGCCAUGGUUCCAUGGUAAAAUCACAAGAGAACAAGCAGAAGACCUUCUGCAGCCUCGGGAGGAUGGUCUGUUCUUGGUGCGAGAGAGCACCAACUACCCUGGGGACUACACACUGUGUGUAGCCUUCCUAACUAAGGUCGAACAUUACAGGGUCAUCUACGAGAAGAACAAACUCACCAUCGACAGCGAAGAGUUCUUUGAGAAUCUCACUAAGCUUGUAGAGCAUUACCAAAGUGAAGCAGACGGCUUGUGUGCAAGGCUGACCAAAUCUAUACCAAAGAAAGGGGGACAACUCAAUUUAUCGGUCGACUCAAAUGCAUUUAUACAGAGUGGCUGGGCCAUCAACAGCAAAGAUAUCCAUCUAGGUUCAUGUAUAGGAGCUGGAAAUUUUGGUGAUGUGCUCCAAGGGACCUACCAAGGUAGGAAGGUAGCCAUCAAGCAAGUCAAAGAUAACAGUACAGCCGCACAAGCAUUCCUGGCAGAAGCCUCCGUCAUGACGACGUUAAAACAUCCCAACUUGGUGCAGCUUUUAGGGGUAGUGCUUGGAAACCCUCUCUAUAUUGUCCUGGAAUUCAUGUCUAAGGGUAAUCUUGUGGACUACCUUAGAUCGAGAGGAAGAAAUGUAAUCACAGCAAGACAUCUACUUAAAUUUGCCAGUGACGUGUGCAAUGGUAUGGCUUACCUUGAGGAGAAGGAGUUUGUCCAUCGGGACCUUGCGGCCAGGAACAUCCUGGUCUCGGAACAGGACAUAGCCAAGGUGUCCGACUUUGGUCUAUCCCAAGAGGCCACACUCAAUCAAGAAGGAGGCAAGUUCCCCAUCAAGUGGACUUCCCCAGAGGCUCUUAGGAAAAAGGAGUUUUCUUCCAUGUCUGAUGUUUGGAGUUACGGUAUCUUCAUGUGGGAGCUCUACUCAUUCGGCAGAGUGCCAUAUCCACGUGUGCCCUUAUCUGAAGUAGUUGCCCAUGUGGAGAAGGGCUACAGGAUGGAGUCGCCCGAAGGUUGCCCCGACCAUGUGUACAAGGUGAUGAAGGAUUGCUGGGAUAUCAAUCCUAAGAAACGGCCGACGUUUAAGCAUGUACGCUCUCAACUCAACCUCUUUAUGUCUCGAUGAGAUCGUGAUCGUUCAGACAAAGAAACAGACAUUUCAUGGAAUGUUUUUGUAUGCUGUAGUCGCUUCCCUGCACAGCUUUUGUUCGCUAGCUUCGUCUGUACAUCCAAGCAUGUCGGCUCUGAAUUUGAGCACUUCAUGUCUUUGAAUUGCUUACAGGUUGAAUUUUUAAAAUGAAGAGGUGAUUUGUUGAUGUUGAAAGACCAUCUGAAGAGUUACAUUUCAAACUGCAGAACAAUAGUAUUAGUGGUAUUAAGGCAAAGGUGUCGUGCUGUAAACUGGUGACAAAAGUUUAUGGCCAAGGAUGACGCUUCUAUACCAGGACGUUUCUAUACAAGGACAUUUCGGUCACAAUGGAAAAAGGAGUUUGAAACAUUGACCUGGUUAAAAUGGCAUUGCACAUGCACACUCAUUUUAUUUUAAAAGCCAUUUCUACAUUAAAAAGCAAUCCGUGUAUCUGAGUUGUGUUUAUUUAUUGCAGGUGUGAUAAUCAAAUGACCUUCAAAUCUUCCCUUUUUUAUGGAAUUUAAGUCAAUGGGCAUUUUACUGUAGUUGGGUCAUUUGCAUAUUUGUGAUGAUAGUGUUUCUAGAAUGGUUAUGCAUACAUGUAUCACGUAGUUGUUGUAGAAUUAUUGUUUCUACCACCAACCAUAUACAUGUAGAUUGAUAGAGGUGUUGUGGUCUAGUGGACAAGUCACCAGACUGUAGAUCACAAGAUACAGGGUUCAAAUCCCAGCCCGGCACUAAUGUCCUUUGGCAAGACGUUCAUCUACAUAUACCAUUCUUCCCAGUGUUAAAUGGAUACCCGGUAGGAUGCGAAAGUAUUGUAGUUUGCUCAGCAUUGUGAGAUUCUGUGAAUUGGUGCCUGGCUGGAAUGCUCCCCAGGGAGUGGAGAA